GGGAUGUGGAUGCGGAUGACGCGCUGCGCUGUUCCCAAAAAACACUCGCCCGCUCACUAAACGGAUCGGCCACCCUUCUUUCCUCAACUCUCCACCUCACACCCUCACUUCCCGUACCGAGUAAGAAGCAGCAGGAGCAGCAAAACCAGACAGCUAGCAGCUGAUUCUCCGAAUCAUCUUAAAUCCUCAAAUCGUCGGUGGAGGAUCGGAUUGUGUCUUUUGCGUGACUUUUACCGUGUCACACACGGUGUGUAUGUGUGUGUGUAGGUAGAGUUGUACGCUAGUUUCGUGAAAAAGUAACACCCAGCAAGUGCCGUGUCCGUGUCCCUUACUGACUCCCGUGAUCACAAUCAAUCGACAGACGUAGCCCCUCCCCCCCAACUCCUCCUCCUCCGGGACCGGGGUUGAAACACGCGAUCAACAAUGGCUUCCUCCCAACCACCACCACCGACGAAUGGACGUACGGCGAAGGGUGGCGACCAGCUGCAGGUGCUACAGGAGCACUUCCAGAAAAUCGACCUGACCCAGAAGGAGGGUGAGGGCGGGGGCGAGCAACCUUCGCCGUCGCCAUCGUCAUCGCUGGCCGAUCGCUUCGGGCGCUUUUGUGCUCGGUGGCACAUCAAGAAGGUCCUGUCGCACCUUGGACUGCUGGUUUCGCUCGCCGUCUACUGUGGCACCGGUGGCUACGUGUUCCAGAAGCUGGAGCGUCCGGCCGAGCUGGCCCGGACACAGGGAUUGCGGGAGUCGCUGGUCGAGCAUCGGCACCAGUUCAUCUACUCGAUCGUCAACAACACGGACGUCCGCAACCUGGAGCGGCUGUUCGAGCUCGAGCUGGAGAGGUACGAGCAGGUGGUGCAGGAUGCGGCCCAGGGUGGCAUCCUGAUCGAUGCCGAACAGCACUUCCCGGUGGCCGUGGAGAAGUGGAGCCUGCUGCAGGCCGUCUUCUUUGCCUCGACCGUCAUAACGACUAUCGGUUAUGGUAACAUUGUGCCGGUGACGGAGGGUGGGCGCGUGUUCUGCAUGCUGUUCGCGCUGAUCGGUAUCCCCUUCACGCUGACGGUGAUCGCCGAUUGGGGCCGGCUGUUUGCCGGUAUCGUCUCGACGCUGGCGAAAAACAUACCCGCGCUCCGGCUGGCCAGGUUUUGCCCCGAUACCGGCAUCAAGAUGAAGACGGACAAGAAGUGGCUGUACGCGGUCGGUUCGGUGGGCUUUCUCCUCGUCUACCUGGCCGCCGGUACCGGGCUGCUGCUGCUGUGGGAGGAGGACUGGAGCUUCUUCGAUGGUUACUACUUCUGCUUCAUCACGAUGACGACCAUCGGUUUCGGCGAUCUGGUGCCCAGCAAACCGAACUACAUGCUGUUGUGCACGCUGUACAUCCUUGUUGGGCUGGCACUGACCAGCACCAUCAUCGAGCUGGUCCGCCGCCAGUACGCGCAAAGCUGGCAGAAGCUCCAGGCACUGUCCGGACCGCUGGCGGACACGUUACGGCGGUUGGGCGAAUCGGCCGGCACCGGUAUCGAUGUGGCGGCCCUGCACAACGAUCUGCGCCGCGUACUGACCGUGGUGUCGAUGCCGCGGCGCCACGGCAACAAGAAGGCGGCCGCGAAGGAGAUGGCCGCCCUCGAGGCCAUCACCAACGCGAUCCUGCAGGACAUCAAGGAGAAGCAGGACAGCCAGGAACCGGGCGGACCACCAAAGGUGCUACAGAUCGUCAUCUACGAGUCGUCGGUCUAGUAGUAGUCAACCAGUUCCACAAGGCAGUCGCAGGCGGUCGCAGCUGUCAACAACGCCGUUUGUCACCACAUAGUACCGACCUACUACUACUCCAGUUCCCGAGUCACACUCCCACACUUUUUCUUUCCGAUCGCCCUGAUAUUAUCGCCUUAAUGUACCGCCCUACAGUGACCGGCAUAAGUAAAAGCCCACCCCUUGAUUUUUGUAGAUUUUUGACUAUAAAUCCUACAUUUUCUAUCGUAUCCGGCAAGUGUUGUGGUUUUCUUGAAGGUUUAACAUUCCUCUUUCAGUUUCACUAGCUUUCAUCUCGAUUGGAUUGAUAACAAUUUUUUGAUAAAUGUUUAAACGAGAGAUGGUCGAUCACAGAUGUGACAAAAGUAAAAGCCCACCUACAAUGAAAUUUCCCUAACAAUUAAUAUGGUCCAUCCUUAGCUCAGAUUUUAAGUUACAGGUGUUUUGGCAUGACGUCUACACGAUUUCAGGUGUAUUGAGGUUCAAACUUGUUGAAUAACUUCCAAAAAAAUAAUUAUUUUGAUAAUAACAUAAUUCUUAAUGAAAUUUUUAUCUAAAAUUUCCCACAAAUUCUUGAUCCGUUAAAAAUCGUGGCUUUGAGAAGGCCAUUUGAGAAGGGGAGUGACACGGGAACAUUAAAAAAUAUUAGUUAUUUUAGCAGCAUGCUUAGGUUCACUGCCCUGUUGCAUAACAAAAGUGCUUUUAAAUGGGCUUAUUCGUACUGAGUCCAUCAAAUAGUUAUUAAGGGUGUCAACAUAAUUUUCGCCCGCCAUAAUACCAUCAUUUUCUUUAAAUUGUCCACAAGAGCCAUGGAAAAUCCACCCCGUAACUUCAUACUACCACCACCGUGCUUGAUUAUGACCAGUACAUUACGUUCUUGCAAACCAUGGUUUAUUUUCCGCCAAUCUCUUUCGUAAUAAUGUAUAUUAAAUGUUUCCAUUUAUGAUUCGUCAGACUAUAGAACAUUGCUCUAGCCUUCUUUUAACUUGGUUACACAUUUCCGGGUGAAAUUCAAACGUUUAACCCUAUUUUUGGCUUAUAAACGGAAGAGUUUUAGCAUACGCACUCUUGUACUCAUGUAGAGCUAUUCUAAUGUGGCAUAGUUUGCUUCAAAAUAGACAGCGACAGGGUUUUCAUGAUGGAACAGAUAGUUAAUUCUAAUGAUUUCCUA
This is a messenger RNA of Anopheles darlingi, 2917 nucleotides long. RefSeq names its product TWiK family of potassium channels protein 7. Gene Ontology annotation, cellular component: membrane. The record is from RefSeq and is a predicted model, not a curated record. Gene Ontology annotation, molecular function: potassium ion leak channel activity. NCBI's taxonomy places the organism in Eukaryota, Metazoa, Arthropoda, Insecta, Diptera, Culicidae. Gene Ontology annotation, biological process: potassium ion transmembrane transport; stabilization of membrane potential. The transcript has 6 exons. The coding region runs from base 424 to 1734 and encodes 436 amino acids.